Molecule: messenger RNA, 2772 nt
Organism: Drosophila subpulchrella
Lineage: Eukaryota; Metazoa; Arthropoda; Insecta; Diptera; Drosophilidae
Gene: qtc
Exons: 7
Coding region: 139-2337 (732 amino acids)
Source: RefSeq, a predicted model, not a curated record
AUUUUUCUAUAUUUCGCGCUUGGCUUAACGUUUUGCCGCUCGGUGUUCUGCAAUUUGUCUAAGAUUUCUGCAAUUAUUUGCAUACAAAUUGCUGGUAAAUAGUGCACUUAUUCGCCGCAAGCGUUGCUAACUUCAGAAAUGAUGACGUCGCUGCAGCUGGAUACGUCAUUGCCGGCGGUGGAGGAGCAAGAGAGGCGGAUGGAAAAGGACACUGAGCCCGCGGUGGACACGGACACCCACACGGCGUCCACAACGCCCACUCGCAUUCCACAUCCUUCGGUGGCCCACUUCCGCCGUUCCGCCUCCCUGCGCCUGCGCGGGAACCCACCUCCGGAGCUGGGUCUACGGCCUGAGCACUGUCCAGCCGGCGGAGGCGGAUUCAGUUCGCGCGCCAAGCUCUCGGCGAUCCCAUCCAGCCUUAAAUCGCGUUCGCACCCGGUCCAUUUGAGGCGUAAUCGCAGCUGGAGCAAUUUAGGCCACAAAACGGAGCAGGAACCGGAAGUGAAGGCUUCCACGGAGGCGGCACCGGAAUCGGAGUCCUCGGGCCAUGCACUAUGCAACGCCACCCAAUGUCUGUCCCUGGCUGAGGAUAAGGAAAUGACGAACUGCAACAUGGCCAACGGAAAACCGCGAAAUCUGUCUCUCAAGUUGAACGGCGGCAGUGACAUCAGCAGCAGUGGCACCUCCUGCACCAAGGAGUCCUCUCCCAGGACCAGGACGACGACCCAUACGCCACAGACGCCCCAAACGCCGGCAACCGGAGGAGGAUUAGGAGUGGGAUCCACAGAAGAGACGCCACCAGCAUCACACAGCUGCAUUCGCCAGGGAAACUGCGUCAAGGCUGCGAAGGGGAAGCUGUCCACUCUCCACGAGUCCAAGAUUUCACCCCGAACGCCGCCAGUCACUCCGGAUUCACCCAGUACCUAUCUGGACGAUGAUCUAGACUCGAUGUACUCGUUCGCCACCACCACCUCGGGUCGCUCCACCAUGUCCUGCGAGCAUCCCUAUGUGGCCAGAAACGGCACCACAUUCAGUGGUCGCAAGAUGAAGUACGUGGUGCACUGCUCCAACUACGCGGGUCAGGUGGGACCCGACUAUCUCACGCCCACGCAGCGGGCCCAGCGCCAGAUCCGGCGGCUCAAGGAGCUGCUGUGCAUCGCCCGGCAGGAUCUGGAGCAGAAGGAUACGGAGCUACUGCGUCUGACGCGCGAGGUGGUGGAGCUGCGCCUGUUCAAGGCAUCGCUCAGUUCGCCGGAGGAGCGCUCGGCCUCAUCGGAUGCGGUCACGGUGCGCGAGGCGGAGCUGAAGACCUCGCAGGAUGUGUCGCCCAUCGUGGACAUGGUGGACGAGGGCAACUCAAAGGGCAGUCCCAGGCAUCUCAGCCGGCAGCCGAAUCCCUCCCUGCAACAUCAGCAAUUGCAGGCCAUGCAGAUGUCGGCGGAGAUGCAGAGCUCCUAUGCGGACUCCGGCCAUUUUGAGGAUCUGACCAUGUCAUCGGUGCACUCAAAGGACUCGCAGACUCAAAGUGAGGCAUGUGGCACAUCCACACCGGAUGGCGAUCAGGAGGGACUGGCCUGCGGUGGCGGGGAUGCGGCCAGCAAUCUGGAGAACUACGAGCUGCAGCGUCAGGAACUGAUACGCAUGUACGAGCACCGCAUAGAGGAGCUCAUCCGGAGUCAGGACAGCGCCACCAGCGAUCUGAAGAGAUCACACAACGACAAGGUGGAGGCACUGCUCCAGAAGCUGGCCGAAUGCAACACUCGCUAUUCGGACAUGGUGCCCGACUACGAGCAGGCCAAACAGCGCAUCCGGGAGCUGGAGAAGCAGCUGGAGGAUCUGCAGAGGAAGCUGGUCGAGCACGAGGAGAAGCAGAACAAGAUGUACCUGCACAUGUACCAGCAGGGACAGGAGGCGGAGCGCAUUUCUAGAGCGGAUCAGGCCCUGGAUUUGGCCCAGCGUCAGCCGGAGAGCAAGGUGUCCAUCAAUGAGCUGCUCCACCAGCUGCAGAGCACCCAGGACGAAUUGGAGAACAUACGCGCAUCUGAGUGCAGAAUGAGAGAGUGCGGCAGUAAUCAUGCACUCCUUACUGCAAAAGAGGCGAUUUCUUUGUGGGUACUUGGCGCGCGUAAGACCAUAUAUCGUCGCCUGCUGGAGGCCCAGAAGAAUCGCACCCAUGUGGAUCCCGAGGUUACGCUGCAAUUCCUGAAGAGCGCUAUCUUCUACUUCCUGACGGACAAGGAGAAUUCCCAGGGCCAUCUGCAGGCCAUCGAGAGCAUCCUUGAGUUCACGGACGCCGAGAAGCAGAAGAUCAGUGCUGCCACCCGAACGCCAAAGUGAGGUCCCCGAUCAUCGUUAACCAUUGCGUAUACUUAUUAUUAAAACCUAGAUUGAAAGCAAAAGUCAGCAGAACGAUGUCUAAGAUUUUGGUUCGCGCCAAAGUCCAUUGUUCUCACUAUUGGUCUUAAUGUUUAGCCGGCGAUUUUAAUUGCAAUUUUAUUUUUUUCUCGGAAUAAUUUUGUUAAAUUAUGGAGGCGCCCUAUUCUCAUUCUUUGGCAACGAAAUGUAUAAAUUUUCCUAUAAGUUAAUUUCGAUUUACGUAUUUUUUCGGUCUAAGGCUUAAGGCAUACUAGUACGUCCUUUAUAAUAAUACGAAAAAUCAUAAGAGAAAUACAAUUUUACAAAGUCUACGUAGUUUUUGUAGAUCUAGCUAAUCAAGUGAGAAUAACACCAUCCAGUUUUGGUCGUUUCUGUGGAGUUUUAAUGGCAAAUAAA